CUGAUGGAGGAGAGUGAAGAGCAGAAAAAUCAUCACGGCACAACCAGCGAAAACACUCGCUCACAGACCGAAAGAGUUUCUUUACUGAGAAGAAGAAACAAGAAAAGUUUGACCUGCACUCAGUGUGGAAAGAGUUUGUCAAACAAAUUUACUCUCAGUGUUCACAUGAGGAUCCACACUGGAGAGAAACCGUUCACGUGUGUUCAGUGCGAGAAGAGCUUCACAGAUUUAGGAAGUCUGAGGAAUCACGAGAACAUCCACACCAGAGAGAAACUGCAUGAAUGUGAUCAAUGUGGAAAAACAUUUGUGAGAGCUUCACACCUGAAGAAUCACCUGAAAGUUCAUUCAAAAGAGAAACCACAUUCAUGUUCUUUAUGUGGAAAGAGCUUUUCAGAACUGGGCAAUUUAAAACUUCAUCAGAAGAUACACACUGGUGUGAGAGAUCAUAUGUGCUUUGAGUGUGACAAGACUUUUACUACAACUCAACAUUUAAAACUGUACCAGAGGAUCCACACUGGAGAGAAACCUUACAAGUGUUCACACUGUGACAAGAGAUUCAGUCAGUCAGACCUGCAGAGUCACCUGAAAGUUCAUUCAAAGUAG
Messenger RNA from Carassius carassius (crucian carp), 603 nucleotides. Its product is annotated as gastrula zinc finger protein XlCGF49.1-like. The record is from RefSeq and is a predicted model, not a curated record. The transcript has a single exon. Gene Ontology annotation, biological process: regulation of transcription by RNA polymerase II. Gene Ontology annotation, molecular function: RNA polymerase II cis-regulatory region sequence-specific DNA binding; DNA-binding transcription factor activity, RNA polymerase II-specific. NCBI's taxonomy places the organism in Eukaryota, Metazoa, Chordata, Actinopteri, Cypriniformes, Cyprinidae. Bases 4 to 603 code for a protein of 199 amino acids. Gene Ontology annotation, cellular component: PcG protein complex; transcription regulator complex.